AUGCCGACGCCCCCAGAAGCCGCCUUCACCACUGGCAUCCUCCUCCUCCUCGCCCUCGCCCUCUUGGUUUCUGGCGGCCGCAGCCAUGCCACAACGGAGUCGGAGGCCGAGGCGCUGCUAGACUGGAAGGCCAGCCUGGGAUACCCGGAUGCGCUCUCCAGCUGCUGGGCCAAGGUGGCCGGGCUUUGCUCCUGGUUUGGUGUGUCCUGCAACAACACCGGCCGUGUCGAAUCCCUCAGGCUCCGGGGGAUAGGCCUCGCUGGCACGCUCAACAAGCUCGAUACCGCAGCUUUUCCCGCCCUCAUCGUGCUUGACCUCAAUGGUAACAACUUUGUCGGCGCCAUCCCAGCAAGCCUCUCAUGGCUGCGCUCCCUUGCCGUGCUCGACCUCGGCAGCAACGGGUUCAAGGGCCCCAUCCCGCCUCAGCUCCGCGAUCUCUUUGGCCUUGUCGACCUUCGUCUUUACAACAACCUCGUUGGCGACAUCCCGCACCAGCUCAGCAGGCUCCCCGGGAUCGUGCAUUUCGACCUGGGCUCCAACUUUCUCACCAACCCAGACUACCGCAGGUUCUCACCAAUGCCCACCGUCACCUUCAUGUCGCUCUACCUCAACUACCUGACUGGUGGCUUCCCGGAGUUCGUUCUAGGGAGCAGUAACAUCACCUACCUCGGCCUAUCGCAGAACAAUGUCUCCGGGCCGAUACCGGACUCGCUGCCCAAGAAGCUUCCCGACCUCAUGUACCUCAACUUGUCAGUCAAUUCCUUCUCUGGCCGGAUACCAGCAUCGUUGUCGAAGCUAGGGAAACUCCGGGAUCUGCGGGUUGCAACCAACAACCUCAAAGGUGGCGUCCCCGAUUUUCUUGGGUCCAUGCCCCAGUUGAGAGCUCUUGAACUCAGCAACAACCCGCUCGGUGGGACGAUCCCACCUGUUCUUGGCCGGCUCCAAAUGCUGCAACACCUUGGCCUGAACGGCAUAGGCCUGGUUUCCACUAUUCCACCAGAGCUGGGCAACCUUGGCAAUCUCAAUUUUGCGGAGUUGUCGGCGAAUGAGCUCACCGGUAUCUUGCCGCGGGCGUUGGCCGGGAUGCACAAACUAAGAGAGUUUGGCAUAGAGUUUAACAAACUCACCGGUCACAUUCCGGCAGUUUUGUUCACGAGCUGGCCGGAGCUCAUAGCAUUCCAAGCGCAGGGAAACUCGUUCACUGGGAAGAUUCCGCCGGAGCUAGGCAAGGCAACCAAGCUAAAAAUAAUCUAUCUCUACAGCAACAACCUUGCCGGCUCUAUUCCGGUAGAGAUUGGCGAGUUGGUCAGCCUAAGCCAGUUGGACUUGUCCGCCAACUGGCUCACAGGGCCGAUACCCAGCUCGUUCGGCAAUCUCACGCAGCUCACGAGGCUGGCGCUCUUCUUCAACCAGCUCACCGGAACAAUCCCACCGGAGAUCGGCAACAUGACAGCAUUGCAAGUCUUGGAUGUUGACACCAACCAUUUGGAAGGCGAGCUGCCCAACACUAUCACAUCACUCAGGAAUCUCAAGUACCUCAGCCUGUUCGACAACAACUUCGGGGGCAACUUACCCGCUGACCUCGGUAAGGGGCUGAGCUUGACCGACGUGAGCUUCGCGAAGAACAGCUUCUCCGGUGAACUGCCGCAGAGUCUGUGUGAUGGCCUCACGCUAGAGAAUUUCAUGGCGAACCACAACAACUUCAGCGGCUCGCUACCGCCGUGCCUCAAGAACUGCACGUCCCUAUUACGUGUGAGAUUGGACCAGAACCAAUUCACCGGGGACAUCUCAAAGGUGUUUAGUGUCCAUCCCAUUUUGGACUUCUUGGAUGUUUCAGGGAAUCAGCUGACAGGGAAGCUGUCGCAUGAUUGGUCACAGUGCACCAAUCUAACAAUUCUAUCCAUGGACAACAAUCGCCUGUCUGGAAAUAUUCCUGCAGCUUUGUGUGGAUUGACCUCUCUCCAGUUACUGGAUCUAUCAAGUAACCGCUUCACUGGCGAGCUCCCAAGUUGCUGGUGGAAACUACAAGCAGUGGUAUUUAUGGAUGUAUCAACCAAUGGGUUCUGGGGUAAAUUUCCUGUCUCGACAAGCUUGAGUGACUUCCCUCUCCAAUCACUCAAUCUUGCUAACAAUAGCUUCUCUGGGGAUUUCCCAUCUGUCAUUGAAACCUGUUGCUGUAAGCUCAUCACACUAGAUCUUGGGAACAACAUGUUCUUCGGUGUUAUUCCUGCUUGGAUUGGAAAAAGUGUUCCCCUUCUACGAGUUCUGAGCCUCCCAUCCAACAAUUUUAGUGGUGUCAUUCCAUCCGAGAUAUCCCAGCUUUCUAAUCUGCAAUUACUUGACAUGUCAAACAAUAGCUUUACUGGAUUCAUCCCAAGUACAUUCGGCAACUUAUCAUCCAUGAUGGAACAACUCUCGACUUGGACAACAGCAUCUUCUGAAAGGCAUGAUUACCGAGAGAGAGUAAACAUUUUCUGGAAGGGUCGUGUGCAAACUUUUCAGAAAACAAUUGAACUAAUCACAGGCAUCGAUUUAUCAAGCAAUCUGCUCGCAGGCGACAUCCCCAACGAGCUAACAUACCUUCAAGGUCUCCGAUUCUUGAACUUGUCUAGAAAUCAUCUAUCAGGCAAUAUUCCAGCAAGCAUUGGCAGUUUGGAGCUCCUGGAGUUCCUUGACCUCUCAUGGAAUGAACUUUCAGGUGCUAUCCCACCCAGCAUCUCAAAUUUGCAGUUCCUCAGUGUGUUAAAUCUCUCCAACAACCGCUUAACGGGCGCCAUUCCCACGGGGAGUCAGCUACAGACACUUGUAGACCCAUCAAUUUACAGUAACAAUAUGGGGCUUUGUGGCUUCCCGUUGAGCGCACAUUGUCUAGAUGAGGGAACUCAAGACCACACACAACAACUCGGAAGCGAUGUGGGGUUGUGUUACUCUUCUGCUUGA
Molecule: messenger RNA, 2940 nt
Organism: Aegilops tauschii subsp. strangulata
Lineage: Eukaryota; Viridiplantae; Streptophyta; Magnoliopsida; Poales; Poaceae
Source: RefSeq, a predicted model, not a curated record